Daucus carota subsp. sativus is the source of this 2114-nucleotide messenger RNA. RefSeq names its product DEAD-box ATP-dependent RNA helicase 35. The transcript has 2 exons. Gene Ontology annotation, molecular function: RNA binding; ATP binding; zinc ion binding. Gene Ontology annotation, cellular component: spliceosomal complex. Lineage: Eukaryota; Viridiplantae; Streptophyta; Magnoliopsida; Apiales; Apiaceae. The record is from RefSeq and is a predicted model, not a curated record. The coding region runs from base 156 to 1934 and encodes 592 amino acids. Gene Ontology annotation, biological process: mRNA splicing, via spliceosome.
GGCAUGACAACUCACCUUUUAGCUAAGGGGUUUUCAUGGUUGGAGAUGCUCUUAGAAAAUCAAAAACCUAAGAACUAGUCGAAGAAGAACCACACAAACACAGCUGAAGAUUUCACAAUCGGAGCUCUUCUUUCGCGUUUUAUCCGCUCUAAACUAUGGAAAUAGAGGAUGAUGAUGAUUAUGUUGAGUAUGUCCCUGUUGCAAAGCGGAGGGCACUUGAAGCCCAAAAGAUUCUUCAGAGGAAAGGGAAUGCUACUGCUCCGGAAAGUGAGUUAGAAACAACUAAAGUUGUUGAGGCUAAACCUAGCCUCCUUGUUCAGGCUUCACAGCUUAAGCGUGACCUUCCGGAGGUUAGUCCCACGGAACAGAUGGUACAACAAGAGAAAGAGAUGAUGGAGCAUCUGUCAGAUCGCAAGACAUUGAUGUCGGUUCGUGAACUAGCAAAAGGUAUAACAUACUCUGAACCAUUGCCAACUGGAUGGAAGCCUCCAUUGCCUAUCAGGAAGAUGUCUAGGAAAGCAUGUGAAGGCAUUCGGAAGCAGUGGCAUAUUAUUGUUGAUGGUGAAGAUACCCCGCCACCGAUUAAGAAUUUUAAGGACAUGAGAUUUCCAGAGCCCAUCUUAAAGAAGUUGGCACAGAAAGGAAUUGUGCAGCCAACACCUAUUCAAGUUCAAGGGCUCCCAGUGAUUUUAUCAGGAAGGGACAUGAUUGGGAUUGCUUUUACAGGGUCUGGGAAGACACUGGUCUUUGUGUUGCCAUUAAUUAUGAUGGCUGUUCAAGAAGAACUUAUGAUGCCUAUAGCUCCCGGGGAAGGACCAUUCGGUUUGAUAGUUUGUCCAUCUCGAGAGCUUGCUAGGCAAACUUAUGAUGUGGUAGAGGAAUUUCUUACAUCGAUGAGAGAGUACAAUUAUCCAGAGAUAAGACCUCUGCUUUGCAUUGGUGGUAUUGAUAUGCGCUCUCAGUUGGAAGUUGUGAAAAAAGGGGUCCAUAUCGUUGUUGCUACCCCUGGAAGGUUGAAGGAUAUGCUUGCAAAGAAAAAAAUGAAUCUUGAUAAUUGCAGGUAUUUAACUUUGGAUGAGGCGGAUAGAUUAGUGGAUUUGGGUUUUGAAGAUGAUAUACGGGAAGUGUUUGAUCACUUUAAAGCUCAGAGACAAACUCUUCUAUUUUCUGCCACUAUGCCUACAAAGAUCCAGAAUUUUGCCAGAAGUGCAUUGGUUAAGCCGGUAACUGUUAAUGUAGGAAGAGCAGGAGCUGCAAAUCUUGAUGUCAUUCAAGAGGUUGAGUAUGUGAAACAAGAAGCAAAAAUUGUUUACCUUCUGGAGUGUCUUCAAAAGACUCCACCUCCUGUACUAAUAUUUUGCGAAAACAAAGCUGAUGUUGAUGACAUACAUGAAUAUCUUCUUUUAAAAGGAGUUGAAGCAGUGUCGAUUCAUGGUGGCAAGGAUCAAGAAGAAAGAGAAUAUGCCAUUUCAUCUUUUAAGGCAUGCAAGAAAGACGUCUUGGUUGCGACAGAUGUGGCCUCGAAGGGUUUGGAUUUUCCCGAUAUUCAGCAUGUGAUAAAUUAUGAUAUGCCUGCUGAAAUUGAAAAUUAUGUUCAUAGGAUUGGACGGACGGGUAGAUGUGGGAAGACUGGAAUAGCCACUACAUUUAUCAAUAAGAAUCAAAGUGAGACGACACUUCUUGAUUUGAAGCAUCUGCUCCAAGAAGCAAAACAGAGAAUACCACCUGUUCUGGCCGAGCUGAGUGACCCCAUGGAAGAGGCGAAGGAAGCAGAAAGAGUUGCAAAUGCAAGUGGGGAGAAAGGCUGUGGCUAUUGUGGUGGACUUGGUCAUCGUAUACGUGAUUGCCCUAAGUUGGAGCAUCAGAAGAGCAUGCAGAUCGCUAGCUCUAGGAGAGAUUACUUUGGCGCUGGGGGUUACCGAGCUGAAAUAUAAUGUUUGCAACUGGCAAUGUCUCAGGAUGCUGUUUAUUCUAAGGCUGUGACCUAGUUUUGAGUUUUGUACACGUACAAGUUUAACCAUAAACUCUUCUCUUUUUGUUAACUAGUUCUCUCAAUGCGUGCAAUCUAUGUAACCCCAGUUGUUUAAGUAUAAUACAGCUAAAAAAUAUAAGUA